Dissoconium aciculare CBS 342.82 is the source of this 2134-nucleotide messenger RNA. RefSeq names its product Pkinase-domain-containing protein. Gene Ontology annotation, cellular component: chromosome passenger complex; spindle midzone; spindle microtubule. The record is from RefSeq and is a predicted model, not a curated record. Bases 258 to 1706 code for a protein of 482 amino acids. Gene Ontology annotation, biological process: mitotic spindle organization; protein phosphorylation; regulation of cytokinesis. Gene Ontology annotation, molecular function: ATP binding; protein kinase activity. NCBI's taxonomy places the organism in Eukaryota, Fungi, Ascomycota, Dothideomycetes, Mycosphaerellales, Dissoconiaceae. The transcript is spliced from 2 exons.
AUGCCCACACUCUUCGAUAAUUCUUCUAUAGGCUCGGCUUUCAGAAUGGGACGCUUACGCGCGCUGAUUCUCCAAGCGCCAUUACGACUCAGAGCCAUCUCAUCGCCAGGCUCUGUACCAAAAUUGGACUCUCCGAAAUUCGUCAUCUUGUCCUCGAUUCUCACGUCAAGGUGGGGUAUGGCCUAAUUGACGAGAGAUGAGAUGAGAUUGUCAUCGAGCUCGCAGUCGUGAACCAUUUGCGCUAGCGACUGAUCCGAAUGCACCAAAAACGGGGCUUCCCGCAGAACGUGGUCUCGUUGCUGGGCAACGCAACCAGCUUCGUCUGUUGUUCUCCGCACGCUGCACGCAGCCUAGCUUUCGUGCAUCAAAGCCGUUGGGCACAGCAUACUUAUUGUAUCUGCGUUCGCUGCUUAAGCACAUCAAGUGACAUCGAAAUACAACUACUGGACAACAUCACAAUCACACUCAUUAAUCCAGUCAUGGCGGAAUUGCAUAGCCUAGAGCAUCGUUUUGAAAGCAUAUCUGUUCAGGAUGAGAACGCCAACACUCAUGGCUCCACCUAUAGCAGCCAGCACAAAGCAACUAGCUCAUUAAGUACCGCUUUGUCCAUGGCCGCACUGGGUUCAUCAGCAGCACAGAACCGCAUGAAACUGCCACUUCAAAAGAUCGCCCCUAACGCUGCCGGCAAAAGCGUGCUCAACACCACAUCGGCCACGUCUGUGACCAAGAUAACACUUCCGUCACAAGCUGCACAACGAUCGUCAGCGGAAGCGCGGAUAUCAGAUUCGGAUCCCUUAAGUCAACCACAGAGUUCGGCACAAUCAUCAAAGACGUUUCACCUCGGCAUGUUUGAAAUCGGCAAGCCGCUUGGAAAGGGCAAAUUUGGUCGGGUCUAUCUGGCGCGGGAGCGAAGCACAGGAUUUGUCUGCGCUCUGAAGGUGCUACACAAGAGCGAGCUACAACAGGGCCGUGUCGAGAAGCAGGUCCGUCGCGAGAUCGAAAUCCAGUCUAACCUAGCACAUCCCAACAUCCUCCGAUUAUAUGGCCACUUCCACGACUCCAAGCGCAUCUUUCUUAUAUUGGAAUUUGCUGGUAAAGGCGAGCUGUACAAGCAUCUCCGAAAAGCACAGCGAUUUCCGGAGUGGCAGGCGGCACAAUACAUUGCGCAAAUGGCCAGCGCUCUGAAGUAUUUGCACAAGAAGCAUGUGAUCCACCGCGACAUAAAGCCGGAGAAUAUCCUCGUUGGGCUUCAUGGCGAGAUCAAGAUAUCCGAUUUUGGUUGGAGCGUCCACGCCCCAAACAACCGUCGGAACACAAUGUGUGGAACUCUUGAUUAUCUUCCCCCGGAGAUGUGCCGUCACCAAGGCGGUCGAGACGGCAAGGAAGAUAAUUGGUACAGCGAGAAGAUUGAUCUCUGGAGCUUAGGAGUGCUCACAUAUGAGUUUCUGGUCGGCGAAGCACCGUUCGAGGACACUCCGGCCAUGACACAGCGCCGAAUCGCAAGAGGUGAGAUGACGAUCCCGUCCUUUGUCAGCGCUGAAGCCAGAGAUCUCAUCAAGAGAUUGCUUCAAUUGGACCCGGAAAAGAGAUUGAGCUUGGAAGAAGUUGAGGUACACCCCUGGAUAAUUAAACACUGUGUCAAGGGUGAGCGGCAUUAUCAGCGGACAAGCGGCGAGGCGAAGAAGGAGAAGUCUGAGGCUCGUUGAUCUGUCGUGAGCGAUGGAUUUCUCCAUGAGUGCGUUAUGGCGUUGUGUAAUUUGCAGUCAUUUGAGCGCGCGGGCGUUUGGGCGGGCGAAUGGCGGAUUGGAGUUUGCGGCGCAUGGAACACAAGACAUAUGAUUGGCGUAACGAUUUUGAAGUUUUGACCAGAUGAACGUUUUCCCCCUACACUUUCGUGGUUUCAUCGGUAUAUCCUGUCGAACGGGCGUGUGUCUCGAAAGCAGCUGUCCCACACUUCAUUCACCACCGAUGCAGCGUGGGCCUGGUCUUUACACCCAUCUCGAGCAGCAACGCUCAACGUUGCUCGCCUCCGUACGCAUUCUUGUAAUUGCUGAGUCAAUUUAUACUGUCCGCGAUGCCAGAACUCUCGCCAGAAUCGACAUUCGCCGCUCAACGUGCUCGCGCGAAUCUCCAU